Blastomyces gilchristii SLH14081 is the source of this 657-nucleotide messenger RNA. RefSeq lists its product as uncharacterized. Lineage: Eukaryota; Fungi; Ascomycota; Eurotiomycetes; Onygenales; Ajellomycetaceae. The record is from RefSeq and is a predicted model, not a curated record. Bases 1 to 657 code for a protein of 218 amino acids. The transcript has 3 exons.
AUGUCUACCGAGGCACGGAUUGAUGCAGACGAGGCCUUGCUGAAAGGUUACUUGCAGCUCCUGGGAGUGGAGAAUUUUAGGAACGGAAGAAUGCAGGCCCUUCUUACCGGGAGGAGCGGGAGGGGCCGGGAUGCAUGGGCGGGAGAGGCUGGAGAGAUCUGUUUGUUCAUGCGCUUUUAUGUAAAUGCACUCAGUAGUCAUAUCGAUAUCGAACCCUUGGACCGUCGUCAUCCAUAUCUCGUAGCCAACCGGAAAUACUUCGUAUCAUCUAUAAAAAAUCCUCAAAAAACUAAGAGCACCCUCCUCCUCUUCAAGCGAAAACUGCCAUAUCAAUCAACCAAGAUCUCCCCAAGCGGAAGCUCCUUAGUCCUGUAUGCUGCGACUCCUCAUAUUGCUAGCAGGACAUGUGGCUCGGCUCGACCUCCUCCACACCUCCAACCCCUAUGCAACCGCCACGCCCGCAACUCCCAUCUUCUACACAGGACAUGGAUGCGUAAGGCCCGGUUCAUCCCAAGCACCGUUCCAACAUGCACAGAGCCAUCCGCGGUCUCUGGCUGGCUCGCACCUGUUGAUUCAAGUUUCACAAGAAGCGUCGGGUCAGGUGUUCGGUGCAUGAAGCGUGAGAAAUUCUCCAACACGUCACAGCGGCAUGGUUAG